This is a messenger RNA of Lingula anatina, 2206 nucleotides long. RefSeq names its product enolase-phosphatase E1. NCBI's taxonomy places the organism in Eukaryota, Metazoa, Brachiopoda, Lingulata, Lingulida, Lingulidae. Gene Ontology annotation, molecular function: acireductone synthase activity; magnesium ion binding. The record is from RefSeq and is a predicted model, not a curated record.
CAUUUAAAGCGAGGCUUCCCGGAAGCCACACGUGCGUACUCGGAACAAAGAGUCAAAAACAACCGGCGUGAGUUUCACCUGUCAAGUUGCAGACCACUGUAAUUCUCCGAAAUGGCACAAACGAAAAGACCGAUCUCUGAUGCCAGUGAUAUCCUGGAAAAUGUGAAAGUAUUGCUACUCGACGUAGAAGGCACUACAUCUCCAAUUUCGUUCAUGAAGAAUGAAGUCAAUCAAUAUGUAACUGAAAAUAUACAAGAAUAUUUGACUAAGAAUUGGGAAUCUGAGGAGCUUCAGAAUGUCAUUACUUCACUAAGAGAACAGGCGCAACAAGAUAAAGAAGCUGGCACUGAAGGGGUGGUUGAAGUCAAGGCUGCUGAUGAUCCCCAGGAGGAGGUGAUUGCUAGCAUUACAGAGAACCUAAAAUGGCAGAUGAGCCAGGAGAAGGCAACAACAGCAGCCUGUCAGCUUCAGUCCCAGAUUUUGAGGGAGGCAUUUAAAAUGGAGAAGAUGAAAGGAAAAUUGUUUGAUGAUGUGGUGCCUGCCCUAAAAGAGGUUGCCACUGACAGCAGACAGGUGUAUCUGUUCUCCACUACCAGCAUGGAUGUACAGAAAUUACUCUUCACAUACUCUGCACAAGGAGAUAACUCAAAGUGUCUGUCUGGUUUUUUUGACUCUAAAGUCGGGGCAAAGACUGAAAUGGAAAGCUAUAAGAACAUUAUCAAUGACAUUGGGGUUAAGCCGGAGGAGACGCUCUAUGUGACAGACAUGCCAGCAGAGGCUCAAGCUGCUGGUAAAGCUGGUAUUGGUGUGUUUCUGUUGAACAGACCAGAGAACCCUGCUUUAUCUCAGGACGACCUCAAGGAUUACAAUGUUAUCUCCUCACUGACUGAACUCUACGCCAGCAAUGAGGCACCUUGUAAGAAAGCAACCAAUGGGGCCGAUGUGGCCCAGGUCGAGGGUGAGGAGGCGGAGGCUGAAGAUGAGGAAGGCGAAGAGGAUGUAGUUGAUGAUGAAGAGGAGGAGGAUCUGGAUGGAGAGGACGAAGAAGGAGAAGAGGAGGAGGAGGAAGAAGAAGCGCAACAAGAUAAAGAAGCUGGCACUGAAGGGGUGGUUGAAGUCAAGGCUGCUGCUGAUCCCCAGGAGGAGGUGAUUGCUAGCAUUACAGAGAACCUGAAAUGGCAGAUGAGCCAGGAGAAAGCAACAACAGCAGCCUGUCAGCUUCAGUCCCAGAUUUUGAGGGAGGCAUUUAAAAUGGAGAAGAUGAAAGGAAAAUUGUUUGAUGAUGUGGUGCCUGCCCUAAAAGAGGUUGCCACUGACAGCAGACAGGUGUAUCUGUUCUCCACUACCAGCAUGGAUGUACAGAAAUUACUCUUCACAUACUCUGCACAAGGAGAUAACUCAAAGUGUUUGUCUGGUUUUUUUGACUCCAAAGUCGGGGCAAAGACUGAAAUGGAAAGCUAUAAGAACAUUAUCAAUGACAUUGGGGUAAAGCCGGAGGAGACGCUCUAUGUGACAGACACGCCAGCAGAGGCUCAAGCUGCUGGUAAAGCUGGUAUUGGUGUGUUUCUGUUGAACAGACCAGAUAACCCUGCUUUAUCUCAGGACGACCUCAAGGAUUACAAUGUUAUCUCCUCACUGACUGAACUCUACGCCAGCAAUGAGGCACCUUGUAAGAAAGCAACAAAUGGAGCCGAUGUGGCCCAGGUCGAGGGUGAGGAGGCGGAGGCUGAAGAUGAGGAAGGUGAAGAGGAUGUAGUUGAUGAUGAAGAGGAGGAGGAUCUGGAUGGAGAGGACGAAGAAGGAGAAGAGGAGGAGGAGGAAGAAGAAAACUGAAAAGACUCCGAAACAAUUGACUUUGGAGGAUGACUAUACCUCAUCAUAUUCUGAGAUAAAUAGACUUUGUUCUAGAGUAUUUAUAUCUUAAUAUAGAAUGCAGCAUAUUUUUAGACUGUCCUACCACAAAGUCUGAGUUGUUCAGAGUGUUUGUACUUAAGAUUGUUUAGUGGAAAUUCAUUUAUAUAUAUUUUUGUAGGCAAGUUAUAGGUAUAUUGUCAGUUACAUGAUCUCGCUACUAUUCUCCAGAACACUAAGAUGAUUUGGUGUAACUGAGAGCUUUACAUAUUAUCUAUUACUACAGCACUGUAGUUUUUUCCUGUACUAAUAUUAUAUUUUAUACAUGUUGUGCACAUAAAUGUUUUAGAUGGCA